Molecule: messenger RNA, 1008 nt
Organism: Hemisphaericaspora subhashii
Lineage: Eukaryota; Fungi; Ascomycota; Pichiomycetes; Serinales; Debaryomycetaceae
Exons: 1
Coding region: 1-1008 (335 amino acids)
Molecular function (GO): oxidoreductase activity, acting on the CH-OH group of donors, NAD or NADP as acceptor
Source: RefSeq, a predicted model, not a curated record
AUGUCUUCUACUACUGUUUUGGUCACGGGUGCAAAUGGUUAUAUCGCCCAACAUCUUGUUCAACAACUUUUACUCUCUGGUUAUAAAGUAAUUGGGACGAUUAGAACAAAGGAGAAAGCGGAGAGGUAUUCCAAACUUUUCAACAAUGAAAACUUAACACUUGAAGUAGUUCCCAAAUUAGAAUCCAAAGGAGCAAUUGAUGAAGUCUUGAAACAACAUCCAGAUAUCACAGUUGUUGCACAUCUUGCUACUCCACCAACGUCCGGAAACGACAUAGAAAAUGAGAUUAUUAAACCUACUGUUGACUUCGCCAAAAAUGUCUUUGCCUCGAUCAAAACUCAUGCUCCUCAGGUUACAAGAGUUAUUUAUGCGUCUAGUAUCUUCGUCAUGGAGCCACCAAAUAAAUUAUUUGAUACCACACAUCCACUUAAAGACAACACUUGGCAUGAAUUAACUUUCGAUCAAUCAAAAUCGGAUAAAAUGUUGGCUUAUUGCUAUUCCAAAAGAAUUGCCGAAGAAUUGGUUUGGGAAUUCGUUGAAACCGAGAAUCCAAAUUUCAAAUUAUCAACAAUCUUACCUGGUGGAUCAUAUGGUCCAUUAGUGUUCGAUGAAGAUGUUACUGACCCAAUGCCUUCCUCAAGUAAUUUCCUUUGUCAAUUAGUCACUCUCAAAAAGGAAGAUCCAAUCCCACAAUUUGGACUUCCUACUACUGAUGUCAGGGAUGUUGCUAGAGCAAUUAUAGUCGCUUUUAAUUCGGGGGCAGCAGUUGGGAAACGAUUAGUUGCGGUGAAUGGGAAAUCAACUAGCGAUUUAUUAGUUGAGCUUAUUAGUAAAUAUUUCCCAGAUAAAUAUGAUUUACCCGAUGUUUCGGUUGACGUUUCACAGUUUGCAAUUGAUCAGUUUGAUAAAAGCAAUGAGGUAUUGGGGUUGAAGUAUAUUCCGCUUGAUAGAACUGUUAUAGAUUCUGUUUCUCAGGUAUUGAGAGUUAAGGAAAAGGGAACCAGUUAA